CAAAAAAUUUAAAAAAAAAUGAAAAAUCAUAGAAAAAAUAUUUUAUCUAUCUAAUCUAAUCUAAUUUUUUACAAUUUUAUUUUUAAUUGUACUCGGUAUAGAAUAAAAUAAUUGAAAUCGAGAAUAAAACGAUAUUUCACCAGUAAUAGGCCAUCUUGAUCCAACACUAGUUUGCGUUUUGCAAUAAUGCUUGACUAUUGAUAUUGUAAAAUGUUAUAAAUUUAAUGAAUGAAAAAGUCGAGAUCCAAUGUAUCGUGAAAUCGUCUUUAUUUUAUAAACGGUUACUAGCACUAGGGCCUAUCUACCUAACGAUUAAUAAUUUAUUUAGUGUAUUUAAUUUCGAAUUUCUGUCAAAUAUAGUUAAAAUCAUGUUAUAAACGUCGUUUAGAGAGUUUCUAUAAAUCCGAAUAUUGCAAUGAUUUUAUAUUAUAUUUCUAAUGUGACAGAUAAUGUGGAUUUCGAAAAUGUUAUAGAACUUUAUAGACAUGGACCUUAUGAACUUAUGAAACAUUGGUAUUUAAUAAAAACUCCAAAAUACAAAAGAAUAACAUUCAAAGCAAAAUUGCGUAUACUGCGUAUCACCCGCUACGCAUCGCAUGCGCAAUGCUUAACUUAAAAUAAGAAAUCGGAACAGAUUGUUUGCAUGUGCGCGCGCUGAUCCACAUAGGCCACGGACACCAAUACAACUAACACGAGUUACUUAUUCCUCGAAAUCUGCUGUCGCACGUUCUGUACUGUUCCUAUCACAGCCGUUUCUCAAAGAUACUCACUUCGACUUUAACUAACUGCUCAUUUGUGAUCUCACACAAUACAUUUCUUCUUCUCUCUUUUUCUUCUUCUGUCUCUAUCCCUUUCUUUUUCUCUUUCCAUCGUUACUGAACUCAAUUUUCCCUCAUUUCGUUGUCCAAACUCAUCUUUCCUGAUCCAAGAUCCGUUUGGUAUUUCACUAUUAGUGAACAUUGACGACUGUGAUUGUUAGUAUUACAAGUGCAACUUAUUCAUUUUUCAAAAGAAAUUCAGAAAUUUAUUUGUGUGAUCAACUAAUUAUCAGUUCAACUUCGUGUUCCGCAUAUUGAAUAUUUAUAUGCCUUCGUAAAGUACACGAUUAUAGUCCUACCAUGAUUAAAUUAUUCUCCUUAAAAAAUGCUGGUAAGAAUGGAGAAUCUCCUAAAGCCGGAUCACAAAAGAAAGCAUCUGCUGCUCAACUUAGAAUUCAAAAAGAUAUCACUGAAUUGAAUUUACCAAAAACAUGCAACACAGAGUUUCCAGACCCGGAUGAUCUGUUAAACUUUAAACUUGUUAUCUGUCCAGAUGAGGGAUUUUACAAAAACGGAAAAUUCACAUUUAGUUUUAAGGUUGGACCAAAUUAUCCACACGAACCACCUAAGGUUAAGUGUGAAACUCAAGUCUAUCAUCCAAAUAUUGACUUAGAUGGCAAUGUAUGCCUAAAUAUUUUAAGGGAAGACUGGAAACCAGUUCUUACUAUUAACUCAAUUGUUUAUGGAUUACAGUACCUGUUUUUGGAACCAAAUCCAGAGGAUCCUUUGAAUAAAGAUGCUGCUGAAGUAUUACAAAAUAAUCGUCGGGUAUUCGAACAAAACGUAGGCAAAGCAAUGAGGGGUGGUUACGUGGGAGCAAUUUAUUUUCAGCGGUGUCUCAAGUGAUAUACUGUUCCCUUAUUGCCGAAAAUAUGCGCGCCAUCACAAAGACUCACGAUCAGAGGGAAAAUAAUGAAAUAUUGGAGAAAUGCAGGACGGCGUAGUAUAUUCGCUGUUGCCUGUGUGUCCACUUUUUACAUACUUACGUUCUUUACGUCUUGCCAAGCCUCCAAACAUCUAAUUCAUCAAGUAUUUUAUGCUUUUGGCUAAUAAUAAAUUCACUGUAUCAUCUAAAUUAUAUAUAGUACUUUAAUUAAACUACGUAAAUUGUGGCCGAGCCCUCGUGUAGAUUAUUGUAAGAGUGAUGCGGAGGAAACGACAGACGUAGAAACGAUGUACAUGAAGUUCGCUUGAAUAGCUUAAGUAAUUUCAAUCAUUCGCAAUUUGAAAACAGAUUAAAAGAAUUUCGAAGAUGACUGGUCUAAUAGAGACACGAAUAUCAGUAGUCAGUAGUGGAAUGAAUAAGUCGGAAAACGGCUUGAGUUUAAUAUUUUAUGAAAAUAAUGCUUGCAAAAGUAUACAACUUAGUUCUUUCUAUUGUAAAAUAAAUGUACACAAGCCAAACAAAUUUUAGUUUGAGAUUAACCAUCCAUCUGCUAGGGUUUUGUACUUUUUGGAGCAUGUAAACCGUUUUUACGAUACUUAAUCCUAUUUAUUUGUCUCAGAGUUUAUUUUUUUGUUCUAUAAAAGUUCUUUUACCUUGAUUUAAUUCUCACUAGGCCAGUCACCCUAUUAGAUCAUUUAUAUUGGUAUUCCCUUGAUCGCGUACAAUAACAAAAACAUGUUUUUUUCAAUAAGAUUUGCAGAAUUAAUAAAGGAUUUACAUUGUCAUACAUAUGGUUAUAUGUGCGGAUUUGUUUAUAACUUAUGGAGUGAAUACCAUGUGUUGCAAUUUUCGUUCAGUUAAAAUUAAGCAAUAUUAUUUUUCAAUAAACUAAUUUAUUUAUAAAGGCAGUAAACAUUAACAUCUUUCCUAAAUUUAUAUUUAAAUAAACUUAUUUUCACUUCUUAAUGCUAUUGUAUGAAAGUCUUGUAUUUCUUCUGCCUUUAAGUGAAAUGUUCUGCAUAAAUCUAACUCAUACUCAUGAAACAUGUAGAAUUAUCAUUCUAACCAGAUAAAAUAAAAAAGA
This is a messenger RNA of Phymastichus coffea, 2788 nucleotides long. Its product is annotated as NEDD8-conjugating enzyme Ubc12-like. The record is from RefSeq and is a predicted model, not a curated record. Bases 1119 to 1664 code for a protein of 181 amino acids. The transcript is spliced from 4 exons. Lineage: Eukaryota; Metazoa; Arthropoda; Insecta; Hymenoptera; Eulophidae.